CAAUACAACAACUACAAGCAUUCCUUCCCGUCGGCUCCUCUUCACUACCUCACAAACUGAAGGCACAACGCAAUAAAAAGAAGACUCAGAGUGAGCCACCCACGUAGGACGUGGAACGUGGCCCAGAUGCCAGAGGGAGAGGGAGGGAGAGGAUCAGAAUCGCCCUGCCUCACUCUCUCACUUCCUGCCUGGGGACACAAAGGACACACGCGUCAAACUCCUAACACGCACACAGUCCCAGUCACUCUCCUCCAUCCUUUCCUUCCUUUAUAUUCAUUCAUUCAUUCUUUUAUUGUCUUUUUUUCUCUGAAAAUUUGCUUCCUGCGUCCCCCUCUCUCUCUCUCUCUUUCCCUGCAUUUUCAUACAUAACAUACCCUUUAAUAACUAUACAAACCCUAGAGCGGGACAGAAACUAUUGGUUUGAGAGAGAGAGAGAGAGAGACAAACACGAGUUUGCUUGGUGGGUGGGACCCGAUCUUUCUAUCCUUAUCUCUGUGUAUCUACAAAUAAUGCCCGAGAUACUCUCUUCAGCAGAGAAUCAGCUCAACGGCGUCGGUGGUGGACCUCUUUUGGUUGCUUCUUCCGAGACCGUCGGAUCCAAGCGCCAGCGCCGACCCAGCGUCCGAUUGGGCGACAUCGGAGGCGACCAACCCUACGAUUCUCACGUGCGGAGGAGCCCCCACCCCAACCCCCACCCCCACCCCCUCCACCUCCACCUCCACAACAACGGCAACAAGCACUGGAAGCUCGGGAUGAAGGACUCCAACAACCACUCUAGUGCCUCAGGUAAAACCUCCAAGACUCGAACUUUAUUUCAUCUGAGUUCUUCCGAAACCCUAGACGGCGAGGACAAGGAAGGAAACCUCGAUGGCCUUGCGCUUUCGAGCUGGAAGGUCAAGGAUUCUAAAAAGCGAGCCUCCACGGCUAAAAGGGUCCGAUCCAAUUGGGUUUCUAAGGUUGUCGAUGAGGGUGAUGAUGGUGCUGGUGCUGAAGGGGAUGACAAAUAUGGUGGCGGUGAAGGUGAAAAUAUCGAUAACGGGUUUCGAGAUUUCGAUGUUGAAAACUCGGAAAGUCCGUUGAAAGAUCAAAGCCCGGUUCAUUCCCUUGAAAAUCUUGGUUUGGACGGGCAUGGAAAUGAGAGAGACUUGAUUUAUAGGAGACCCAUUAGGGCUAGGGGGGUUGUUUCGGAGGGCCCCCAUGAAGGAGUGGAGUUAUCAGGGCCGUCCGAUACAGAUUGGAAGUGUGGGACGAGUGGUGAUAGGAAUGGGAAUAACGGAGGAGAAGAUGGGGUGAGGAUCUGGCUCAAUGGGUUAGGGUUAGGUCGGUAUGCUCCGGUGUUUGAAAUUCACGAGGUGGACGACGAGGUUUUGCCCAUGUUGACUUUAGAUGAUCUCAAGGAUAUGGGGAUCAAUGCGGUUGGGUCCAGAAGAAAAAUGUAUUGCGCAAUUCAAAAGCUUGGAAAGGGGUUUUCAUGAGUUUCCUUUUUUUUUUUUUGCUUGUGUGUGUGUGUGGGUUAAUGUAGGAAGACUCUCAGCCAUGGCAGUGUAAGAUUGCUUCCGAACCUUUUUGAUCCUAUUAGUGUAUUUCCCCUAUAACUCUUGAGAGAUAUGAUUAGGCUGCUUUGUUAGUUUGUUUCUUGUUGCACUAUCUGUGCCUUUUAAUCAAGUGCAAUUCUUCUGGUAUA
Juglans regia (Persian walnut) is the source of this 1684-nucleotide messenger RNA. RefSeq lists its product as uncharacterized. The transcript has a single exon. The record is from RefSeq and is a predicted model, not a curated record. Lineage: Eukaryota; Viridiplantae; Streptophyta; Magnoliopsida; Fagales; Juglandaceae. Gene Ontology annotation, molecular function: protein binding. The coding region runs from base 510 to 1475 and encodes 321 amino acids.